Messenger RNA from Sapajus apella (tufted capuchin), 3928 nucleotides. RefSeq names its product ETS proto-oncogene 2, transcription factor (gene ETS2). Bases 404 to 1813 code for a protein of 469 amino acids. The record is from RefSeq and is a predicted model, not a curated record. NCBI's taxonomy places the organism in Eukaryota, Metazoa, Chordata, Mammalia, Primates, Cebidae. Gene Ontology annotation, biological process: regulation of transcription by RNA polymerase II; cell differentiation. Gene Ontology annotation, cellular component: nucleus. Gene Ontology annotation, molecular function: DNA-binding transcription factor activity, RNA polymerase II-specific; sequence-specific DNA binding. The transcript is spliced from 10 exons.
CUCGCUCUCCUCCCCUCCGCUCCCCACCCCUGCUGCUGCCCCUUCCCUCUCCCGCUUCUCCCCACGCUGCCUACCUCCCUUCCCCUCCUCCGCUCUCUCCUCCCCUUCCCUCCCCACGCUCUUCUCCCCUCCCUCCUCCCCUCCCCUCGGCCGUCCCUCCUCCCUCCUCCCCCCGCUCCUGAAGAGCGCGCCGCGUAGGGGACGGGCCGGUUACUUCCUCCAGCGACUGACGAGCGCGGUGUCGCUCCUCCAGCCCCGAGCUCCCGGAGCCGCCUGGCCCGCGUCCGGCCUCCCCGAUCGUCUCCGGCCCGCGCCCUCGCCCUCGCCCGGCGCACACCCAGCAGCCGCGGGCCCAGAGCAGCCACCGCCCCAACCGCGCGCCAGCCCUGCCCGCAGCGGCGUGAUGAAUGAUUUCGGAGUCAAGAAUAUGGACCAGGUAGCCCCUGUGGCUAACAGUUACAGAGGGACGCUCAAGCGCCAGCCAGCCUUUGACACCUUUGAUGGGUCCCUGUUUGCUGUUUUCCCUUCUCUCAAUGAAGAGCAAACACUACAAGAAGUGCCAACAGGCUUGGAUUCAAUUUCUCAUGACUCAGCCAACUGUGAAUUGCCUUUGUUAACCCCAUGCAGCAAGGCUGUGAUGAGUCAAGCCUUAAAAGCUACCUUCAGUGGCUUCAAAAAGGAGCAGCGGCGCCUCGGCAUUCCAAAGAACCCCUGGCUGUGGAGUGAGCAGCAGGUGUGCCAGUGGCUUCUCUGGGCCACCAACGAGUUCAGCCUGGUGAACGUGAAUCUGCAGAGGUUUGGCAUGAAUGGCCAGAUGUUGUGUAACCUUGGCAAGGAACGCUUUCUGGAGCUGGCACCUGACUUUGUGGGUGACAUUCUCUGGGAACAUCUGGAGCAAAUGAUCAAAGAAAACCAAGAAAAGACAGAAGAUCAAUAUGAAGAAAAUUCACACCUCACCUCAGUUCCUCAUUGGAUUAACAGCAAUACAUUAGGUUUUGGCACAGAGCAGGCACCCUAUGGAAUGCAGACACAAAAUUACCCCAAAGGCGGUCUCCUGGACAGCAUGUGUCCGUCUUCCACACCCAGUGUACUCAGCUCCGAGCAGGAGUUUCAGAUGUUCCCCAAGUCUCGGCUCAGCUCCCUCAGCGUCGCCUACUGCUCCGUCAGUCAGGACUUCCCAGGCAGCAACUUGAGUUUGCUCACCAACAAUUCUGGGACGCCCAAAGACCACAUCUCCACCGAGAAUGGUGCAGACAGCUUCGAGAGCUCAGACUCCCUCCUCCAGUCUUGGAACAGCCAGUCGUCCUUGCUGGAUGUGCAGCGGGUGCCUUCCUUUGAGAGCUUCGACGAUGACUGCAGCCAGUCGCUCUGCCUCAAUAAGCCAACCAUGUCUUUCAAGGAUUACAUCCAAGAGAGGAGUGACCCGGUGGAGCAAGGCAAACCAGUUAUACCUGCGGCUGUGCUGGCUGGCUUCACAGGAAGUGGACCCAUUCAGCUGUGGCAGUUUCUCCUGGAGUUGUUAUCAGACAAAUCCUGCCAGUCAUUCAUCAGCUGGACUGGAGACGGGUGGGAGUUCAAGCUCGCCGACCCCGACGAGGUGGCCCGCCGGUGGGGAAAGAGGAAAAAUAAGCCCAAGAUGAACUACGAGAAGCUGAGCCGGGGCUUACGCUACUAUUAUGACAAGAACAUCAUCCACAAGACAUCGGGGAAGCGCUACGUGUACCGCUUUGUGUGCGACCUCCAGAACUUGCUGGGGUUCACACCCGAGGAGCUGCACGCCAUCUUGGGCGUCCAGCCCGACACGGAGGACUGAGGUCGCCAGGACCUCCCUGAGCCGGCCCCAGGCUCGUGGACUGAGUGGGAAGUCCAUCCUGACCAACUGCUCCGAAGACCCAGGAAAGACAGGAAAGAAAACGCCCGGGAAAGUCGCCAAGAAGCAGUGGCCUUAUUGCCUCCCAAACCACGCCUCUUGACCAGGCUGUCUCCCUAGUGACAGCGACGGCACAGCUAUGUCUCCUCACAGUGCUUUUAAGUGAAAAUGGUCGAGAAAGAGGCACCGGGAAGCCAUCCUGGCGCCUGGCAGGCUGUGGACGGGAUGGUUCUGGCUGUUUGAGACUCUCAAAGGAGCGAGCAUGUCGCGGACACACACACACACACACACACACACACACACACACACACACCCCACACUAUUUUUAGAUUUUCUUUUGCCUUCUGCAACCAGGAACAGCAAAUGCAAAAACUCUUUGAGAAGGGUAGGAGGGUGGGAAGGAAACAACCAUGUCAUUUCAGAAGUUAGUGUGUAUAUAUUAUUAUAAUCUUAUAAUUGUUCUCAAAAUCCCCUAACAGUUCUAUUUAUCAGAAAUUAUAUAUUGUAAUUUAAAAUAAUUAUAUAACUGUAUUUGAAAUAAGAAUUCAGGCAUCCAAGGUUUUAUUUCAUUCUUCAAUAGCACAUAUGGAAUUUUGCAAAGAUUUAAUCUGCCAAGGGCCGACGAAGAGAACUUGUAAAGUAUGUGUUAUUUACAUUUAAUAGACUUACAGGGAUAAGGCCUAUGGAGGGUAAUCCCUGCUUUUUGUGUUUUUUGUUUUUGGGGUUUUUCUUGCCUUGGUUGUCUGGCAAGGACUUUGUACAUUUAGGGAUUUUUAUGAGAAACCUAAAUGUUAUUAUCUGGGGUUAUAUCUGGCCUCUGCUUUUUCCUUUAAUUGUAAAGUCAAAGCUAUAAAGCGGUAUUUUUCUUGACAAAUGGCAUAUGUUUUCCACUUGUGCAUGCCUUUCAGUCAGUUUAUACACAAAAUAGAUUUUAUUUUUUAGUUUAACUGCGUUUCUCCAACAGCUCACCUCUCCCUGACCAACCAGCCAUUUCCUUCCUGCGCUCCACGUUCUUCUGUAUGAUUAAAAUAAGAAUACUAUUUUUGGAAAUAUGCAACUCCUUUUCAGAGAUCAGGAGGGAUUUAUGUAGCAGCUAUUUUUACUGCAAAAGUAAUUCACUGGAAAAAAAAAUGUAAUUUGUUUAAGAAAGCUUUAUUUUUAUCUCAGCUCCAUGUAAAGUUAAACUUACUGUACAGAGCUGAAGGACGGUGAGCAGUGGGGGUCUCAAUGAAACCUCUUCAAGGAAGCACGGCUUGUCCCAUCUCUGUUCACUGUGUGUCUCAAACCAUCUGAAUAGCAUGCUGCCCCUUUUCUGCUCAGUGCCCACAGUAAGAUGGUGUUAUUCUUAUUUUCUUGGACACAGAAUGUUCUGAGGCACAGAGCAGGUACUUAAGAUGGGAAAGAGAAUGCGUCGGAGCCAUUCGUUCGGAGAAAUUGUUUUGAUCGAGAUGGAGACUUUUGUAGUCAUUUCAAAAGAGCACCUGAGUCACAUGUAUUCCUGGCCUUUAUAAACGACCCGGUCAAGUUGGUUUCAAAGUCCGAUGGGCUUGACUGUUUACUAGCUGUGUGGCCUUGGACCGGUGGCUGACAUCUGUAAAGAAUCCUCCUGUGAUGAAACUGAGAAAUCGGGUGGCCUGGCAAGCUGGGAAGAGCAAAGCCAGAGCUGCGACGCCUAAAUACCCACAAAAGAACGUUCCCAGUAUACUUAAACACAGGAUGUUUUUCUCAAGAGGGACAUAUUUAUCACUCGGACAUCUGUUUAUGAUAUAAACAGAUGAUAUAUCUGUUUAUGAUAUAAACAGACAUGUGACUGGGAACAUCUUGCUGCCAAAAGAAUGCUAGCCAUUGGCUCAUUGGAUGUGAGGUUUAGCCACGUGAAAUUGCCCAUAUUAGACUGGUUUUUAUCUACAAAGAAGGAGUUUCAUGGGGUUCAACCUAACAGUUACAGAAACUAAAGUCCUUAUAAACCAUUGGCAUGGUAAUGAACAGAUCUUAAGUAUAAAAGUUUUGUAACUGGGCCUUUACUCUCUCAGUAAUAAAGUAUUUUGUUUAUAUAAA